AUGAUCCGUAUUCACGUCGUAGCAGCGUCCGCAUUAGUGUUUGACCUCUCAGAUGUCCGAUCGUUGCGUUCGCUCGGCAUCACGGGAGUCCUCGUAGGUACGUUGCCUCGAGCACCGCAGCAGAAUGUUUUUUUGGGUCUACCGUUGCAGCUCAGCGUCUACGAGGCCACCUGGCUUGUAGCAAACGGCCACGCGCAUCUUGUUGAUGGUGCGUUGUAUAACGACACCGUGGCUGAGUGUUUAGGCAAGUGCAGGGACCAUGUUGGAGACCUUAAGUAUGCCGUGACUCCAGACGUCCUCCAGGCACCACGGGGUAAGUGUGACGGCGACAAAGAGGGUGGCGAAGACAUGGUGCGUGGCGAUGGUUUACGUGACUUGAUGAAUGCGACGGGAGCCAAUGCCGAAAUGGGUCGAGGAUCAUCUGAAAGUGGAAAUAUCCCACCCAGAGACGGAUCCGAGCAUACCAGUGCAGAGGGUGGGUUGUACAGAGGUGAAUUUGACUGUAGAGUUGAAAACGAAAAUGUUAAAACAAGAAAGGAAGAUGAUAUCGUCGGCAGAAGUGAUGAAUAUGAAAAUGGUGAAGGUAGAGCUAAACAUGCACAUGAAGAAAGUGAACAUGAAAUUGUCAACGAUGAAAAUGAAGCUAGACAGGUGGGAAUUGAACAGAAGCACGCAAAUGAAGAGAUAAGAGAUAAUCAAGAGCAUCAAAUUGGGCAUGAAAAUGCUCAUACAGAUGAACAACGAGAUAAACAUGUGAAUGAGAAUAGUGAUGUCCCUCUAAGUCACUUGCAGAUAAAUGUCGAGAAACAAUUAACCAUCAGUGCUCCAAAAGGUACGCAAGAUGCUGCCGUAAUGGGCCCGGCUGUUGAUGGCGAUGCCAAUAUCGCCUUCGAUGCAUGUGUUAUGACUUUAUCGCAAUUUCUCGCUCGCCAGACACUUCCCGACGCAUUCUUAGCAAAGUAUAGUGCAUUUUCCCAUCUCCGCAGUCGAGAUUUCUACAUGAUGCCAGGACUACGAUUUGGCGGAGUGUUCGUUGCCUAUCCCGGCGAUCCAUUGCAGUUCCACUCGCAUUUGAUAGUGAAAGUGCUCCAGAAAGACGAGAACGUCGACUUGUUGGAGCUUGUUACUAGUGGUAGACUAGCUACGGCCGUCAAGAAGGCCUGGGUCCUCAUCGGAGAGGACACCACUGCAACGGAAGAAGCUCCUACACCAGCAGAACGCUUGUCCCCUACUCCAAUGCGAGCUUUCUCCAUUGAGUGGGCAGGAUUCGGCUGA
Sungouiella intermedia is the source of this 1275-nucleotide messenger RNA. Lineage: Eukaryota; Fungi; Ascomycota; Pichiomycetes; Serinales; Metschnikowiaceae. The record is from the annotation of a GenBank genome assembly.